Messenger RNA from Bombus terrestris (buff-tailed bumblebee), 3461 nucleotides. RefSeq names its product MFS-type transporter SLC18B1. The record is from RefSeq and is a predicted model, not a curated record. The transcript has 8 exons. The coding region runs from base 735 to 2222 and encodes 495 amino acids. Gene Ontology annotation, molecular function: transmembrane transporter activity. NCBI's taxonomy places the organism in Eukaryota, Metazoa, Arthropoda, Insecta, Hymenoptera, Apidae. Gene Ontology annotation, biological process: transmembrane transport.
CAAGACAACAAGUUUCUCCGCGUAGCGUACUUACAUAGAAAUCAAGACAAAAAUCGUCGAAGGUUUCGCUAAUUCCAUUUCCUUUAUCGGUACAUCUAACUAGUAUUUUGUUACAAAAAAUAAUGAAUCAUCGUUAUCGUCGCUAUAUCGAAUAAAUCAUAUUCCCUAAGAAUUCCCGCAAAUCUUCGAUAAAAAAAAAAGAAAGCUAAAAAAUCCCCUUAUUGCGUCCACGAAUGAUCGCCGAAGAGAGAAAAAAGGAAGAAAAUUCGUUCAUACGUCGACCAACGAUCUAUUAGCACGAUCAUGAAGCAAUUUAAACAAGAAACGAAACGUAGAGGUUGUUUAAUAUUUGCUGAUAAUGGAAAUUAGGAUGGUGGUAGGCUGGUAGAAUGCGUAUCGUUCGACCUUUGACCCUCUUCGUUCUCCCUCUUUGUCUCUUCUAUUGCUUGCCAAAGAUUCCCUUGUUGAAAAGUAACUGGUUCCUUGGGUAGUUGAGUCACAAGCGUUUCGGGAUCAAACCGGGAACGAACUGUUACACGUUCGCGUACGCUCGUCGUUCGCAACGACAAAUCGGUGAUAAGGGUGAGCCGAACGACCAACGGUCAGUCUGGUGUUGGUGGUUCCUGAUGCAACGUGACGAAGACGAUUUGUAAGGCGCGAGUCGUCGAGACAGAGGAUCGUGGAAGCCGUUGGUGUUGUCCUUCGAAGGAAGUUGUUGGGAAAGGAAGGCCAAGAUGAUGGUUCAAUUCACCAAGAGGCAAUGGCUCACAUUGAUUGUCAUCAGCAUCGCCGAUUUCGCGAACGCGAUUUGUGUAUCGCUACAGGCGCCGUUCUAUCCGCAGGAGGCUGAGAAAAAAGGAGCAUCCCCGUCAGAAUAUGGAUUGGUCUUUGGAAUUUUCGAGUUCAUCGUCUUUAUCAUCAGUCCCGUUUAUGGACAAUACUUACAUCGAAUCGGACCAAAACUAUUGUUCAACGGCGGCAUCCUAACGACAGGAACCUGCGCCAUCUUCUUCGGUCUGCUGGACAAGGUGAACGGCCAUUAUCCCUUUAUAGUCCUUUCGUUCGUGAUUAGAAUCGUCGAGGCUAUAGGAAAUGCGGCAUUUCUCACCGCCAGCUUCGCCAUUAUCGCCAAGGAAUUCCCGGAUAACGUCGCUACCACCUUUGCCAGCUUGGAGACAUUUUUUGGUCUGGGUCUCAUUGUGGGGCCAACUGUUGGCGGUGCCCUUUAUCAGGUCGGUGGAUAUACAACGCCAUUCGUUGUCUUAGGAUCAGCCCUCUUUACGACUGCAGUUAUGACCAUUUUUAUCCUACCAGUUCACCCUAACAACAGCGAAGCAACUCACAGUACAAUAGGCGUGACGAAAGCGUUGAGAAUUCCAGGCGUACUGAUCGCCACAUCAUCCAUAAUCGCGACGAGCAUGAGCAUAGGAUUUUUACAAGCUACCCUUGAGCCACAUUUGAGGCAAUUCAACUUGAGCCCUAUCGUUCUGGGCUUAAUGUUUGUCAUUAACGGUGGCAUUUAUGCCAUUACCGCUCCUGCGUGGGGCUGGCUCUGCGAUAAGCAUUCACAUCCAAAAGUGGCCACCGUAGCUGGAUGCAUUCUCGUGGUUGUAGGAUUCUGUUUGGUAGGUCCAGCACCUUUCAUACCGUGUUCGACUACGCUUUGGAUGACAAUUUGUGGUCUGGUAGUUCACGGCUUAGGCAUGGCUGCACAGCUGGUUGCCAGUUUCACGGAUGCAUUGAGGACAUCGAUACAAUACGGAUUUUCAAAUAAUCUGGAGACCUACGGCCUAAUCAGUGGACUAUGGACCAGCACGUUCGCUCUUGGAGCAUUUAUUGGUCCAAGCGUAGCAGGAAUUUUAUUGGACAAUAUUGGAUUUCGAAAUGCUACUAUGUUCAUCGUGCUUCUUCACAUGCUUGUGGGCGUGAUGGCGGCAGUGUUCUUGAGCGUCUGCUCAAGACAUAAACCAUAUACAGAGAUCGACGCGACGGAAGACUUAAGGAUACCGUUGACGGACAGCGAGCGUUCGCGGAGCGGAAGUCAUCGUCAUGUUCGCGGUCAGGGCGUGCCGAUCGAUAGGCCCAGCGGCAUGAACUCCCUGAUCGUGUGCAACAGUUAUUCGAACAGAGCCGGUGCUUGGUCCCGAGCAUCGUACAGCGGCCGUUAUUCCCAUAGUUAUGGUUCGAUCGAGACGAAAAGGUAUCUAGAGUUGACCACGUGAUGGCUGUAGCCAUUCAAUGACACACGGACAGGAAAAUCUCGGACAGGGUCGUGCCGGCAGUAUUCUCAAGCAUCGUGAGCCUAACUCAACGUUUGAGAAAGCCUCUUCGGUCGUAUUUACGAGGGUAGAAAGAUUUAUUACGGGCGGGGUACGUUUUGAUUCUUUCGUUGAAUAGCAGAUAGUAACUAGUGAGAAAAAAUGUUUAAAAAGAAACGCAAGGUUAUCGAUGCCGGGGAACGAAAUUAUUGAAAAAUGUUUGAAUUAGGGUAAUUUUAAUAAUUGAAAUAAUUUUAUACAUUAGCAGUCGAAACUUUGAAAUUGAUAUGAGUUUUGUUAUUUUAGAAAACUUUUUUAUAAAAAUUGUACGCUUUAGAAAUGGGUUCACGUGUGAAAUAUAAUACUUAUUUAUUUAACUUGUGUUUAUAUAAUAAAUACAUUGAAUAGAAUUAAUUUGCUUAGUAGAAACUUUUUAUUAUUCUUAUGCGUGUGAAAUCGUCUUACGAAUUCAUCAAACUCGAUUAUUAAGUAAUCUAAAAGAAUUUAUCGUCACAACGAAAGAGUCAAAAACAUUUUUAUCGAAGGAUCGAAUUUAGGAUGUGUCGUUUCUUUAUGAGAGAGUAAAGAAAGAAAAAAAAUAAACGCGCUUCCGCCUUCCGUCAUUCGUCUCCAAUUGAAGAAAUGGCAGAUUCGAAGGGAUACGAGGGUUACUAAAGACGCAGAUUUAGCCUCAGAUGUCUCAAACAGUAUUCUCAGGAUGCAGAUGCAGGACACAUUUCUACGCUUUAAAUGUCAAGUGUAAUCGAUCGAGAACAGCUAUUUUUAACGGACGAAAAAUUUUGAAAGGAAGUGAAAUUACUUACAUUUCACUGAUAAAUAAAUCAAUAGAUUAGAAAAUAAUUAUUUUCCUAACAAAGAAUUUAAUUUUUAUCGUCGCUAAUGGACUUUUACUUGCAGUUAAUAAGAGGCACGACCCUAAAACGGAAAUCUCAUGUACAAACAAAAUCUUUUCGAUAAAGAACAGGUUAAUAUCGACGAAAGUUUGUUCCUAUCGAAUUUUCGUCGCAUUAAAACCAUCAAAGACAAAUUACAAAAGGAUUGUACUUACAUACACUCGCGCAUAAUUUUAAUUGUUAUCGCUAUUAAUGUACUUCGUCGAUGAUAUCUUUUCGGUUGUGUUAGAUAUCAUACAAUAAUUAUAUUUCAACGUAUCAUUAAUAAAAACAACAUUUUUAUUUAAUA